AGAUCCGAAGAGGAAGAGAAGAAGAAAGCGAAAUCGAAGUUCUGAUGAAGUCUCUAUUGAUGAGAACUGGUUCGAUGCCGGUUCUUCAAAACCGGUUUAAUUCAGGUGGUUCGUCGCGGAAGAUGGUGAAGACAACACCUAUCAUCUCCAGGAACAACUCCGUCGAGUCAUUAUCCAGCUACGGCGAGAGAUUCGCUGCCGUAGGAGGGAAGAUCUCCAUCGAGGUUAAGGCUAACGUCGGGAUUCGGAGGGUGUUAUCGGAGAGCGAUGUGAUUAGAUCCGAGAGAAUGCUGAAGAGUGUUGGAUCUAAGCCUUCGCCGGCGAAAAUCCCGGAGGGUGAUGAAGCGGAGGAGGAUGAAAUUAGGUUUGGAGAUGGUUGGGGUUCGUUGAUCUCAGGUGGUUUACUUGUAGAGGAGGAAGGAUUCUCCGGUGGCGAUGGUGGUGGUGGAUCUGGUUAUAACGGCGGUUAUGGAAACGGCGGAGGAGGCGGUUAUGAAGAUAGGAGCAAGAUCGGUGAUUAUUAUCGAGAGAUGUUGAAAUCGAAUCCUAAUAAUUCGCUUCUUCUGAUGAAUUACGGCAAGUAUUUGUAUGAGGUGGAGAAAGAUGCAGAGAGAGCUCAGGAGUACUAUGGAAGAGCAAUACUGGAGAAUCCAGGUGAUGGAGAGGCCUUGUCUAUGUAUGGUAAAUUGAUAUGGGAAACGAAGAGAGAUGAGAAGAGAGCUCAAGGUUACUUUGAUCAAGCUGUUAAUGCUUCUCCUGAUGAUUGUAUGGUUUUGGGUUCGUAUGCACAUUUCAUGUGGGAGACAGAGGAUGAUGAGGAUGAAGAAGAGGAAGAACUGAUGGCUGCAUCACCAGCUAUGGUUUCUGCAGUUUAGAAAGGAACACAGAGACUAGCACAAACAAGAGGAUGAAGAUGAUGAUGAUGGAGAAGAAGAAGAGUAAUGGAAUCUUAAAAUUAUGUAUCAAGUAUCAGAACCUUUAGUGUAUUUCACUGUCUUUUACUAACUUUUUUGUUGGUUUAACUUAUGUUGUAAUAACCUGAAGAGUAAUAAAUAUGUAUGUGAAGGAAAAAACCAAUGUAAUAUAACUAUUAUAGAGAAUAAAAGGGCCUUUUGUAUA
Molecule: messenger RNA, 1119 nt
Organism: Capsella rubella
Lineage: Eukaryota; Viridiplantae; Streptophyta; Magnoliopsida; Brassicales; Brassicaceae
Exons: 3
Coding region: 45-875 (276 amino acids)
Molecular function (GO): protein binding
Source: RefSeq, a predicted model, not a curated record